Molecule: messenger RNA, 1430 nt
Organism: Chelonus insularis
Lineage: Eukaryota; Metazoa; Arthropoda; Insecta; Hymenoptera; Braconidae
Product: probable phosphoserine aminotransferase
Exons: 8
Coding region: 234-1331 (365 amino acids)
Biological process (GO): L-serine biosynthetic process
Cellular component (GO): cytoplasm
Molecular function (GO): O-phospho-L-serine:2-oxoglutarate transaminase activity; pyridoxal phosphate binding
Source: RefSeq, a predicted model, not a curated record
UAUGCCUGAUUUUAAUAUUCGAUCAUUUGAUUAAAACAUAUUCAUACUGUUUUAUCAACGAGUUUAAAUUAAUUCAUUUUAUGUAAAAAUGUUACGUAUUUAAUCGUAAAGAGUGGUGGAAAGACUGGAGUCAUACUUCUUGUGUUAACUAUCUUAUAUUCAGUCUAUUAAGUAAUUCUUCUCGAGAUUUAUCUACUCAGUCUUUCAGUGUUUACAGAAACAUCAGUCGUAAAAUGAGUCAGAAAAAAGUUAUGAAUUUUGGUGCUGGACCUGCCAAACUCCCAGAAGAGGUACUAAAAGAUGUUCAAGCUGAGCUACUUAGUUUUAACAACACAAGCAUCAGUAUUCUUGAGCUAAGCCAUCGAUCUACUGAUUAUGCUAAAGUUAAUCAAAAUGCUCAAGAUCGUCUUCGAGAACUAUUAAACAUUCCUGAUAAUUUUAAAGUUUUAUUUAUGCAAGGAGGUGGAACUGGAAUAUUUGCUGCAGUGCCUCUCAACCUUAUCAGUAAAUCAGGAACCGCUGACUACAUUGUAACCGGUUCUUGGUCAGCGAAAGCUGCUAAAGAAGCUGCUAAGUACGGAUCAAUCAAUAUUGUUCAUCCACCAAUGACAAAAUAUACUGAGGUACCAAAUCCAUCAAUUUGGAAUCUUAAUCCAAAUGCAUCCUACGUAUACUACUGUGAUAAUGAAACCAUUCAUGGUGUCGAGUUUAAUUUCAUCCCAGAAACAAAUGGAGUUCCUAUUGUUGCUGAUAUGUCCUCUAAUUUUCUAAGCAGAAAAUUUGAUGUCUCUAAGUUUGGCGUAAUUUAUGCUGGAGCUCAAAAAAAUAUUGGACCCUCUGGAGUUACAGUUGUAAUCGUGCGAGAAGAUCUCUUAGGUAACGCAAUGACAGUAUGUCCUUCAAUUCUUGACUUUGCUGUUAAUGCAAAGGAGAACUCUAUCUACAACACACCACCAACUUUUCAAAUUUAUUUCAUUGGAAAAGUAUUUGAUUGGAUAAAAAAAAAUGGAGGAGUAGAAGGUAUGGAAAAUUUGGCUAAACAGAAAAGCAAGCUCAUCUAUGAUAUUAUUGAAGAAUCAAAUGGUUUCUACUCGUGUCCGAUUGAUCCAAAAUGUCGAAGUCGUAUGAAUUUACCUUUCAGAAUUAAUAAUAAUGAUGAAGAACUGGAGAAGAAAUUUUUGGCGGGUGCUGUUGAACUUGGAAUGCUUCAACUCAAAGGUCAUAGAUCUGUUGGAGGGAUUCGUGCAUCUCUAUACAAUGCCGUAACCCUUAAAGAAACUGAAGCACUUGCUGAUUAUAUGAAAAAAUUCCUUCAAACUCAUAAGAAAUAAAUUAACAAAAUAAAAUUAAACAAAAGUAUCUAAUACUUACUCUUAUUAUAUUUUUUGAUAUUAAUAUUUUUAUUUUAUUGAAAAAUAAUAAACAUUUUU